Messenger RNA from Mucor mucedo, 1914 nucleotides. Its product is annotated as kinase-like domain-containing protein. Gene Ontology annotation, biological process: intracellular signal transduction; protein phosphorylation. The transcript has 3 exons. Lineage: Eukaryota; Fungi; Mucoromycota; Mucoromycetes; Mucorales; Mucoraceae. The coding region runs from base 107 to 1786 and encodes 559 amino acids. The record is from RefSeq and is a predicted model, not a curated record. Gene Ontology annotation, molecular function: ATP binding; protein serine/threonine kinase activity.
AUACAACCCCGUUGCUAAUAUUUUUAUUUUUACUUUUUUUUAUUACGGUUUUGUCCUUUUCUUACCUCUUUCUAAGCAUUUUUGCUAAUCAUUUAAACUUGACGAUAUGGAUACUCAAAUCUGCCCACAUAUAGAACCUUACAAACCGUCACAGCACGAGCUAUUGAAUGAUGUUAGUUCUAACAAACAACCUUUAAAAUCUGAUUUUAAACAGCACGGCUUGUCCUCUAAAAGUAACUACUCAAGCUCCAGCGCCAUCUCCAAUUUAAGCGAAAGGCUCAGUAAUGUUGAUUUUGAUACUCCCGCUAAAAUUUUUCAGAGUAAGCACGCGAUUCAUCAAUUUGAAAAUAUUACGCCUGACGUCUCCACACCUGUCACUCCUGCUGCUGUAUCAAAUGCUAAAUUUAAUUAUGAAUCCGGCUCUACGUCGGGAAACCAAACACCCGACCGAGAGUCGCCUACACCUCGUUCUCUAUCACCCGAACCCUUUGAAAACAAUCGCGAUCAGGAUAGGCCCAGUAUGCCCAAUUCUCCUUACCAGUCCGAUUUGGAUAGCAAUUCGAAUUCUGGGUCACCGGUAGGAUCAACUACAAUUAGUCGUGUCAGUACACCAUCACAAUUUGUUUUUAAAAAGCCUGAAUACGACAGCCAUUACCAUCAUACACAUUUUCACCACUUUGAAAAAAAAGAUACCAUCUUCCAUGAUUUGAAGCGCUUUUUUAAAAAAAAUCAAGAGAAGAAAAAAAGGAGGUCAUUAGUCAAAGAACAGUCUGGUGUUCGUAGCAGUAGCUCAUCCGUAUACAGUAAACAAAGUGAUUUAUCAUUUGCUAAUGAAUUCAAUAAGAAUAUACAAAGUCGAUACGGCAAGUGGGGUGACUUCGUUGGAAAGGGGUCUGGUGGAUCAGUUAGAAUCAUUCGUCGUAACACGGAUGGUAAGACCUUUGCAGUAAAGGAAUUUAGAAAAAGAGCAACAGGUGAAAAUGAAAAGGAGUACAUUAAGAAAGUCACGGCGGAGUUUUGUAUUGGUUCCACCCUCCAUAAUCAUAAUGUCAUAGAAGCGUUAGACAUCGUACAAGAAAAUCAUACUUUCUACGAAAUCAUGGAAUACGCCCCAAACGACAUGUUUACUAUUGUUAUGAGUGGCCAGAUGGAUAAAGAAGAAGUGACUUGUUGCUGGCGCCAACUCUUGGAUGGUGUUCGGUAUUUGCAAUCCAUGGGUAUUGCUCAUCGUGAUCUUAAACUUGAUAACAUGGUCUUAGAUGAUCGUGGUAUUGUAAAGAUAAUUGAUUUUGGGUGUUCUACUGUUAUUAAGUAUCCCUUCGAUGACCAAUUCCACAAGAGCAAAGGUAUUUGCGGCUCGGACCCGUAUAUUGCUCCUGAACAAUAUACUCAAAAAGAGUAUGAUGCUCGUAAAACAGAUCUGUGGUCUUGUGGUAUUAUUUUAGUAUGUAUGAUAAUUCGUCGCUUCCCUUGGAGACUUCCGCGUCCUGACAAGGAUCAAUCUUUCAGUAAUUUUGUACAACAAGACAAUAGUGGAGCAGAGAAAUUAUUCAAGCUGUUGCCUCGUUACGCAAGGCCCAUUGUUUCCCGGAUUUUAGUCCCAGAUCCAGAAAAGCGUUGUACACUUGAAGAUGUUUUUGAAGAUGAAUGGGUGAAAAAGAUAGAUGUAUGCACACCAGAUAGACCUGCCAGUAGCCAUUCUCAUCAUUUGAUGUUCAAACCAAGUAAAGAGAUAAUGAAACGUGGCAAUAUCAUAGUUUUGCCUCCCCGUAAAGAAGAAAGCUAAGCCUAAGAAGACCGUUCCUAUCUUUCAAUCAUCAUGAAAAAUCUAUUGUACCAUAUUAAUUCAGAAAGCAUCAUUAUCAUCUAUAUAGUCAUAAUAAACCCCCAAAGUCUACUUGGGACUCAAAUUUA